UCCACUCCCAAAAUGACAGGAGCAGGAAUCAGCCCCGCUGCCAUUGGUAGCCAUCAAAAAGCUUUUAGAGCAGUGUUAGAUUGGAAGAAAGAUUCAUUUCAAGUCCUCCACGACUACUUCAAAUGGCAAGGCGGUCUGGCGCAUGUCGACGCGCACGGCAACACGAUUCUCCAUUUUCUGGCCAUCAACGGCAAUGAAUCGGCUUUCAAAGAACUCUCUGUCCUGUUGAGCCGGGAAAUGCUGAAGAAAGGGAACUUCAAAGGCAACACGACCUUGCACGAAGCCGCGAGGUUUGGGCGACGCAAAGUCGUAGGAAUCAUAUUGAAGAAGGAUAAAGGCUUGGCUUUGGCACGCAAUAGUUUGGGCGAGACGCCGCUUUAUGUUGCCGUUGCAUCAGGGAAGAAAGAUGUGUUCGAUUGCUUGAUGGAACUAAACAAGGACAACGUACCAACACCGAGAAAUGACGGCUGCACUAUCCUUCAUGCCGCCGUCAUCGGAGAAUAUUAUAGUCUAGCAUUGGAGAUAGUGAAUUCAUUUCCAAAUCUUGCUCAAGCACGGGACGAGAAAGGAUUAACUGCACUGAAUCUGCUAGCCAGCAGACCUCAUUCCUUUAAAAGCCGGUCAGCAUAUUCAUUCCUAAGUCUUGGAAGUAGAUCUUACAUCCCGGUGCAACUUAUUCGCUGUUUGAUCUAUCUUUGCAUUCCACCAACGUCGCCUUUGUGGCUUACCAAACUAACAUCGGGGUACAGAAGAGUGCUUAGAGUUUCCAAUUUGCUUAGAGGAGUUGAUGAUAUAAAGCAAAAGCAUGCAUUGGCAGUAUUGCUAGCCAAAAGAUUAAUUGGAGAUGAAGACUGGAGCCGUUACACUUAUGGUGAAAGUACAAUGGAACCAUAUAAAGAUCAUGGGCAAAUGAAUGUCUCAGUUUCUCUACAACGGCCUAAUUUGGAUACUACAAUUGAUUCACCCAAAAAUAUUGGAAUGAGAAAUCCGCUAUUUCAGGCGGUAGAAAACAGCAUUGAAGAGUUGGUAGAGGAAAUACUAGAAAGAUUCCCAGAUGCAGCCUAUACAGUGGACGAGAAUGGAAAGAACGUACUGCAUAUAGCAGUGGAGAAGAAAGAUAAAAGACUCUAUGACUACUUGAAGACAAAAGUUCAGGAGGAUGUGAUGCUAACAGCCAUGGACAACCAGGGAAACACCAUUCUGCAUCUUGCAACAAAACAAGGAAAUGGUCCUAGAAUUGUUCUUGAUUAUAUGACCCAUAUGGCAUGGGACGUAUGCUGGUUUAAGCGGAUAUGGUAUGAUUCUCCCCCUAAUUUCCAAUACCACCGCAACAUUGAUGGGAAGACGGCAUUUGAAUUGUUUCAAGAAAAUCAUGUUAGCUUACGAGAAAAAGCUGAGAAGACACUCAAAGAUAUGAACAAUGGGUUGAUGUUGGUUGCUACUCUUAUUGGCGCUGUCAACUAUGCAACAUUGUUUACCAUCCCUGGAGGUUUUGUUGACGAUAAAAAUAGUGCAAGUUUUGGUCGUCCAAAGUUUUUUAGCACCAAGAAAGAAGAUCAAGUUUUGUCAUUCUUGUGGUACACUGGGGUAGCUCUAUUUAGCGCUCUAAUUGCCUUGACUGCCAUGCUUUUGAUUCAGCUGUCGAGGUUUACCAAUAACGACUUCUUCAUGAUCUUGCCAGUGAGAUACCUUGGUUCUCUGGCUGCUCUAUUUAUCUCCACUAUCUUCACAAUUGCAGCUUGUGCUCAGGCCUACGUUAUCAUCGAAAUAAAUGUCAACCCAUACAAAGUAAUGUGGCCAGCCAUAGGUUUCCUAAUCUUUAUUUCAACGGACGUAGUGUACCGGACCUUUCAUUACCUGUAUUUUGCUUUUUGUUGUUCUGUUUUAUUUGCUGGCCGAGAAGUAGCAUACAUCUAAGCCCUUUCAUUUUCUUUUUCAUUAUACUAAAUGCUAGCUUCGAAUUGCAUCAUUGUUGAUGGGACUUUGAGUUUUAUCUUGGAUAGCAUUAAUUUCUUGAA
This is a messenger RNA of Diospyros lotus (date-plum), 2018 nucleotides long. RefSeq lists its product as uncharacterized. The transcript has 6 exons. Bases 13 to 1917 code for a protein of 634 amino acids. Gene Ontology annotation, molecular function: protein binding. The record is from RefSeq and is a predicted model, not a curated record. NCBI's taxonomy places the organism in Eukaryota, Viridiplantae, Streptophyta, Magnoliopsida, Ericales, Ebenaceae.